CCGGUUUUUUAAAACUGAUUUGCCCAUGUGCGUGGAUCCACAAACUGAUGGUGUUUGAUCAAAAUUGUGAGGACCAAUUUCACAAUCUCUACGUCUAAGCAUGCCCUUUUCUCGUUUGACCUGAUCUCUAUGGUUUUUUCCUUUUAAGUGAACCGCCGCCCUAAAGAAUCGCCAGUCUCUCCCCUCUUCAGCCUCCAAUUGUUGAAUCAUUCAGUUACAAUGAGCGAGGGUCUAAAGAAAUCUCCUUCAAAUGGCUUUGAGAAUUCUUUGACACCUGAAGAGCAGCAGGAAAAGAUUAAUGAGGUGAGAAGGUUGGUGGGGCCAUUGCCGGAGAAGUUAUCCAUUUAUUGUUCUGAUGCAUCAAUCUCAAGACAUCUAAGGGCACGAAACUGGAGUGUGAAAAAGGCAACAAAAAUACUGAAAGAAACCUUAAAAUGGAGAGCACAAUAUAAACCAGAAGAGAUUCGCUGGGAAGAGGUUGCUCGUGAAGCAGAGACAGGGAAAAUCUACAGAACAAAUUAUGUUGACAGGCAUGGGAGAACAGUUCUUGUUAUGAGACCCAGUUGCCAGAAUUCAAAAUCGACAAAAGGACAGAUUAGGUACUUGGUGUAUUGCAUGGAGAAUGCCAUUUUAAAUUUAUCACCAGAUCAGGAGCAGAUGGUGUGGCUGAUCGAUUUCCAUGGCUUCAAUCUGUCACAUAUUUCACUGAAGGUGACAAAGGAAACAGCACAUGUUUUACAAGACCAUUAUCCAGAACGGCUGGGUCUGGCAAUACUAUACAAUCCACCAAAGUUCUUUGAACCAUUUUGGAUGGCAGCAAAAGUGUUUCUAGAGCCAAAGACUUACAACAAAGUCAAGUUUGUUUACUCUAAUGAAGUUAACACCAUGAAAAUAAUGGAAGAUCUAUUUGAUAUGAACCAUCUCGAGUCUGCAUUUGGGGGCAAAGAUAAUUCUGGUUUUGAUAUCAGUAAAUAUGCUGAGAGGAUGAAGGAGGAUGACAAGAGGAUUCCUUCACUUUGGACAGGAGGGAGUCAUCCCUCAGUAGCGCCACAACCAGCCCUGACUUCUACUGCUUCCUUCAAUGCCAGCAAGGACUCACAUUCUGAUGCUUCAGAAAAUGAUGAAACAGACAGUUCUCAGCUUCAUGGGAAAAAUACUGAAAUUGCUUCCCCUGAGCACAAUACACCAGCAAUUGACAGUGGCAUAAAAGGGUUAGAAAAUGUACAUCUAGAAGAAGUCACAACCCAGGAAGACCAAGCACAUGGCUGACUCUGGUUAAGGUAUGUUGACAUAAUAGUGUUUAUGUUAGCCUAGCUGGGUAAUCAUUUCGGUGAGAGAAACAUCAACGUUUCUGUCAAGUAGAUUAGUAACAUUAUGGAAAUUCAACAAAUGAUUUUCCUUGUUGAGUUUAUGAAAUGGCGUUCAGAAUAAAUGAUUUAUUGCCUGCUUUUAGUUGAGAUAUAUUCAUGUAUCUUGACAAGAGAGUAUGUGCAUCUUCAA
Hevea brasiliensis (rubber tree) is the source of this 1500-nucleotide messenger RNA. RefSeq lists its product as uncharacterized. The transcript has 6 exons. Bases 220 to 1269 code for a protein of 349 amino acids. Lineage: Eukaryota; Viridiplantae; Streptophyta; Magnoliopsida; Malpighiales; Euphorbiaceae. Gene Ontology annotation, molecular function: phosphatidylinositol transfer activity. The record is from RefSeq and is a predicted model, not a curated record.